GGAAUGUUCCGCCGGGAGUCACUUGGAGGCGGGUUUCAACAAAUAUGGUUCACGAGACGAAGUACUACGACUUAUUGGGUGUUUCACCGACAGCCACGGAGGCGGAAAUAAAGAAAGCUUAUCGUAAAUUGGCUCUACAGUAUCAUCCAGAUAAAUGUCCGGACAAUCCUGAAAAAUUCAAAGAAAUUUCACAGGCUUUUAUGGUUCUCAGUGAUGCCACAAAAAGGAAAAUAUACGAUAGAGGAGGUGAGCAAGCCCUUAAAGAAGGCGGUGGUGAGUCAGGAGGAAUGGCUGAUCCCAUGGAUAUAUUCCAAAUGUUUUUCGGUGGUGGACGCAGCCGUGGCCCACGUCGCGGCAAGGAUUGUGUACACCAACUUUCCGUAACUUUGGAAGAGUUAUACAAUGGUAGUACGCGGAAACUUGGUGUUACGCGUAAAGUUAUUUGUGAUAAAUGCCAAGGUCGUGGUGGUAAGGCGGGCGCUGUGAUGCCAUGUCGUGUUUGUCGUGGGACAGGCAUACAGACUCAUAUCCGGCAGUUGGACAUAGGAUUUGUACAACAAAUACAAAGCACAUGUAGUGCAUGCAGAGGUGAAAAGGAAAUAAUUGAUCCAAAAGAUUGCUGUAAGAAGUGCGAGGGCCGAAAGGUCGUCCGUGAAACCAAAGUGAUUGAAGUACCGAUUGAUAAAGGGAUGUCAGACGGCCAAACGAUAAGAUUCUCUGGGGAAGGUGAUCGUGAGCCAGGUUUGGAACCUGGGGAUUUAAUAGUAUCCCUUGAUGAACAACAACAUAGCCGGUUUAUUAGACGUCGGACAGAUUUGAUAUACACACUUGUUUUGUCGCUUUCUGAAGCCUUAUGUGGUUUUCAGCGUGUCAUACACACUCUGGACGAUCGAACACUAGUUAUACAUUCCCGACCAGGUGAGGUGUUCACGAACAAGGAUUACCGUGCCAUCGAAUCAGAAGGAAUGCCACGUUACAAGAAUCCAUUCGAGAAAGGUCGGCUCAUUGUCAAGUUUGAUAUCGCAUUUCCGAAAAAUGAUUUUCUACCGAAAGCGCAGUUGGAAACUUUGCGAAAACUACUUCCAGCACCUGCUUCCAUUGAAGACAUCCCUGAAGAUGCCGAGGCUGUGGACUUGCAUGCUUUCGACCCAGAGCGUGACCAGAAUCAAUACGAUCGCCGUGCAGAGGCUUAUGAUGAUGACGAAGGGGCAGAAAGUGGUAAUCCACGUGUGCAAUGUGCGUCGUCUUGAAGCUUCAUUUAAUCCAGUUCGGUGGGUGUAUAUUUCUAUUGUGAUGUGCUUCGCAUGUUGGACCAUAUGAUGUAUUUCUCUUCACAGUCACACUGUCCAUCACACUAAUGUUACAAAUUACACUUGUUUUCAUACUGAUUAUAACCCGCCUAAUCUGGUUUUUCACUGUGCUCACUAGUUUUCUGCGAAAUGAUUUUUGUUGAGCUUGCAUUUGUUUCUGAAUUUUUACAGUAUGCAUGUUGUUUUCAAGGGAGUCAUAGGAUAGAAUUGUGGCUUUGAACAAGUUUAGUAGCUACGCUGUGAUUAAAAUUACAUUUCGGUUUCUUAAUCUAGAUUCGCGAAAUCAAUAUCUAAUAAUUAUAGGACCAAAAUAUUUAUCUCUCUGCUAUUUUUGUUAGGUGAGUACGCGAAUAGAUGUCAAGAUCAACAGGGAGUGAGGCAGGUGCAUAAGAAACCUCUCCUGGCUAAGUCGAC
This is a messenger RNA of Trichobilharzia szidati, 1724 nucleotides long. The record is from the annotation of a GenBank genome assembly. Lineage: Eukaryota; Metazoa; Platyhelminthes; Trematoda; Strigeidida; Schistosomatidae.